Messenger RNA from Punctularia strigosozonata HHB-11173 SS5, 702 nucleotides. RefSeq lists its product as uncharacterized. The transcript is spliced from 2 exons. Bases 1 to 702 code for a protein of 233 amino acids. The record is from RefSeq and is a predicted model, not a curated record. NCBI's taxonomy places the organism in Eukaryota, Fungi, Basidiomycota, Agaricomycetes, Corticiales, Punctulariaceae.
AUGCGUGCAAAUUGUAUUAUAUUUCCACAGCCAACUGUGAAAGUAUCAUCUGUAUUACCGCCUACUAGACGUGAAUUAGAUGAAGUACUUGCUAUUCUGUGGACAGGUCACAUUGCUCCAGUACUGGCUGAUUUUAAACGAGCACCUGUACUUGUGCGUCAGAAGGUUGUAUAUGAAGCACUAUUAUGGUUGAAACUGAAUCAUCCUGAUUAUAAUGAUGUUAUUAUAUCAGAAAAUAAUCUCUCUGAGUACUCUGACAAUAUUCCACCUGUUCAUAUUUCACACUUGCCUACAGAAAAUUUGUCAGAACCUCAUAAUCUCGCUGUUUUUCAGUCUGAAGACGAAAUUGCAACUGAAGAUGGACCAUGUCCAUUUGCAGUACAUGGUCUUAUGGGUGCGGAUUUAGAAGAAUUAACUGCUGAUCAGCAAAAAUAUAUUGCAUUACAACAUCUACAUUCAGGGAAUAAGGUUCUUGCUAUUGGUCAUGGACAGUAUCCCAUUUCAACUUUUGAAAAUCCAAAAUAUCUAGCAGCAAUGUUCCCAUGGUUAUUUCCCUAUGGUUUAGGUGUGAUAGGAAAUAAGAAUAUAAUAAAGCCUGUAUCACGAGAUAAGCAUGUUGAAUGGUUAUUAAUGUAUCAUGAUCUCAUAUUCAGGGCUCUAACAUUGGACGAAGACGUAUGCGUCAAGAAAUUAAGGCCAUGA